UAGUCGCAUAACAUAACCAAAGACUAGCGUGGGAUCGGUCCCUACUGCGCCUCCUCUGGAAUAUCAUCGGAAAAUCGUGAAAUCCGGCAUUUCUAACAGGAAUUUAUAGGGGAUAAUCCCAUUUGAUCAAACGCAAUAAUCAAGAGGUUAUUUUCCCAGUUUAUUCAGCAAUAGCGCAGACGUCCAUAGCAAUAGGCUAUAGCAUCACCAACAUUAUAUCAAGGAACCAUGGGGAAACAGAACAGCAAGCUGACUCCUGAGGUGAUGGAGGAUCUGGUGAAGAGCACAGAGUUCAACGAGCACGAGCUGAAGCAGUGGUACAAAGGCUUCCUGAAGGACUGUCCCAGCGGCAGGCUCAACUUGGAUGAGUUCCAGCAGCUCUACGUCAAGUUCUUCCCCUACGGUGACGCCUCAAAGUUUGCUCAGCAUGCCUUCAGAACCUUUGACAAGAACAGUGACGGAACCAUCGACUUCCGAGAGUUCAUCUGCGCCCUGUCCAUCACAUCGCGUGGCAGCUUCGAGCAGAAGCUCAACUGGGCCUUCAACAUGUAUGAUCUGGAUGGCGACGGUAAAAUCACACGGGUAGAGAUGCUGGAGAUCAUUGAGGCCAUUUACAAGAUGGUGGGCACGGUGAUCAUGAUGAAGAUGAACGAGGACGGCCUGACACCAGAGCAGCGCGUGGACAGGAUCUUCAGCAAGAUGGAUAAGAACAACGACGACCAGAUCUCGUUGGAUGAGUUCAAAGAGGCGGCGAAGAGCGACCCGUCUAUUGUGCUCCUGUUGCAAUGUGACAUGCAGAAGUGAGGCUCGCCGCCCUGCCGUUGGCCUCGGCUCACUCCGGACAGCACCACACAUUUCAAUGUCUCAUUUUCAUUUCUGUCAUUUCCACAGGAAAAAAAAAUGCUUGGACUAUUUUUCAAUGGACGCGCUUCUUGUGGUUGUAUGCAUGAGAAUGUUAAAAGCUGACUAAUAAUAAUUUUGAAUAUGGCUAUAUACAAUAUCACACAUUUAUAUUUCAAAACCUACCAAUGUGAGUUGUGCAAAGUAAUCCUGAUCAUUCCUAUUUAACUUCACUUUAGCUUGUACCUCAGUGAUGUGCUGCAUUGACUUUUGUUCCUGCAGUAUUUACGGUAGAAUCCAUGUGCAGCAGCUACUGUCUGCUUUACUUGCUAGUAACAAACAAUAAUUCCUAUGAUAAUUGUAACUGUCUCUACUAUACAGAGUUCUUGAGCCCGCGGAAAUAGAGACUGCUGUCUGUUCCAAAUGGUUUCAAACGUUGGAACUGGAAAGUAGGUUCUUUGCAUGCAUAUGUUAAGUGUCAAAACUAUAAUCUCUUUAAUUUUUUGCAUCCUUAAGUGGGUAUCAAAAAGUAGCCCUCUAAAACACGUUUGGUAUUGUUGCAUGGGAUGUACAGUAGUGAGUCAUCAGACCAGUAGUUUGUCUCCUGUGGGAGCAUGCCCCCCCCCGUCCUCCCCCAGCACUCCCACUUCUUACUUAUGUGUGUGUGCGCCACUCAAGUUCUUGAAAGACAGCUAUUUGGUCCUGGUUGUCAUCUCUGGUGGAGAGCAGUAUUUUUAUUGAGCGUUAUAUUGAGUUUUGAUCCAACAAUAUGGAACAAUAGAAAGAUUAACAAUUUCGAGAUGAUGCUUCACUCCCCAUCUUUUGUUACACUUCUGAAAUAAAAAAUAGGCCAUCAUCACAAUGCUGGGUACCCUAUUACAACAAAUUUUUCCUAUAUAAUUUAGAUACAAAUAACAUAAUUAAUAGUACAUAUCAAUAUGUUUACAGAGAUUAAGAGCACUGCUAAAUGUUACAAUCUUGGCUGUAAUCCUGGGUGGUCAGAGCUCCCCAAUGGAAACUGGCUCUUUUUCGAGUUCACCCAAAGGAAAAGCCUUACAUAUGUUUACUGGACAUUCUGCAUUCCAACUUACGAUACUUUUGUAAAAACAACUUUUUAUUGAAAGUUUCAUCUUAUAAUUAAUUGACUAAA
This is a messenger RNA of Osmerus eperlanus (European smelt), 1990 nucleotides long. It is a transcript of the gene vsnl1b, whose product is annotated as visinin-like 1b. The coding region runs from base 229 to 804 and encodes 191 amino acids. Gene Ontology annotation, molecular function: calcium ion binding. The record is from RefSeq and is a predicted model, not a curated record. NCBI's taxonomy places the organism in Eukaryota, Metazoa, Chordata, Actinopteri, Osmeriformes, Osmeridae. The transcript is spliced from 4 exons.